AUGGCAUCAUUACUCCCCUUUAUUGGGUGGGCCAUUCUCCCAAAUUACGCAACAAACAUCCUGCAAACCGUCUACUAUGGCAUCACCAUUCGAGCAGGCGAACCUCGCCCCAUGCCCCAAACCCCGCGGUAUGAGCGUCAUCGCCGUCGGAUCUUCAUCUUCGUGAUCGUCACCUACCUUCUCUACACCCUUUACGAGACCUUCCACCAGGUCCAAUUAGCAGGGGACUAUUACCAGGUCCUAGGCGUAUCCCCCUUCGCCGAUGAGCGCAUAAUCAAGUCCCGGUUCCGCCGGCUCGCAGCGCAGCACCACCCAGAUAAAUCCGGCAUGGAGGCCGGAUCAGACGCCUACUUCAUGUUCCUGCGCCGAGCUCAGGAGACCCUCGUGGACCCCAUGAAGCGCUUCGCAUACGACCGCUUCGGUCCCGACAUGCAUGGCUGGGGAGACCAGAAAACAAUGCGCGACUUCGUGAUGCACUCUUUAGUCAAGUCCGUCCUACCCCAAUAUGUGGGCGGAUUCAUGACGAUGAUAGUAUUGAACUGGCUCUGGUGGCCGAAUUGGGGUCGCUACUGGCGUUUCUAUACCUUUGCCGCACUGCUCACCCUCGAACUUACCAUGAUCACCCAAAACCAAACUGUCUUCAUGCCAACAACCUACCUCCCUGAUAUGAUCCAAUCCCUUCUCCCCGAAAACACCUUCUACCUUCUCCCAUUCCAGAUCCUCACACUUGCCCGACGCGCGUCUAUCACCCUCCACAUCUUCAUUUCCCAGGCCGCUCCGCCGGGCAGUAAGAAUGCCGAAAGUGGUGGUGACAAGAUCUCCCCGCAAACCAUGCAGCGAAUGGGUCAACUUGUGACAGCGACUAGGGCGGCGGAUGCCGAGGCCACUCGUCUGCUACAGCUGGGAUUGGCGCCGUAUCGCGGGGAUCGGGAGAGUGUGUCUGCGUUGAGGAGGGGUAUGAAAGAAGGGUUGAUUCUUGGGGGUGUUAGGUCUGGUCCUGAAGUCCAGCGUGCUGUCGCGCAGGUCGUAGAACGACGAAAGGCGGAGGGGACGACCGAGUAA
Messenger RNA from Penicillium odoratum, 1062 nucleotides. Its product is annotated as J domain-containing protein. Gene Ontology annotation, cellular component: endoplasmic reticulum. The record is from RefSeq and is a predicted model, not a curated record. NCBI's taxonomy places the organism in Eukaryota, Fungi, Ascomycota, Eurotiomycetes, Eurotiales, Aspergillaceae. The coding region runs from base 1 to 1062 and encodes 353 amino acids. The transcript is spliced from 3 exons. Gene Ontology annotation, molecular function: protein-folding chaperone binding; misfolded protein binding.